UUAUGUCCGAUUUUAUAAUACAAGUCACCACCACCAAAUUAAAAAAAAAUAGGAGUAGACUUUGUACUUUUGGGGAUUUCUGUUAUUUUAAUCUCACAUCUUCUGUUUUUCUUUUUCUUUGGGAAAAAAAAAACAGGAGGAGAAGAAGAUGAGAGCUAAUCGCUCUCUCUUUCUCGGCCUUUUUUGUGCCCUUGCCACCGCCAUUUUAGUUCACGGCCAAAGUCAAACAGGUUACAUCAGCAUCGAUUGUGGCAAACCUCUUAACGAAAUCGACAAAGACAGUGUUUCUGGUAUAUAUUACGCCUUCGAUGAUGAUUUCAUAGCUAAUGGCGAAAAUCUCAACGUCUCUGAAGAAUACAAUUACCCGAAAAACCUGAAUUUGCCCUACGUGCUUGCCGAUUUAAGAGCUUUCCCUCAAGGAAACAGAAACUGUUACUCCUUAAAACCUUCAAAGGCCAAAGACAAACUUUAUCUCAUCAGGGCUUCUUUUAUGUACGGAAACUACGAUGGCGGUGUUAACCAAAAACCUUUGCCCGAAUUUGAUCUUUACCUAAACGUUAAUUUCUGGUCGACGGUGAAAUUCAAGAACGCUUCAGAGCAAGUCCACAAAGAGAUCUUAACCUAUGCAGAGUCGGAGACGAUAUACGUUUGCCUUGUGAACAAAGGUAAAGGAACUCCUUUUAUCUCAGGCUUGGAGCUCAGACCAGUGAACAGCUCAAUCUACGGUACUGAGUUUGGAAGAAACGUCUCAUUGUUGCUAUAUCAGAGAUGGGACACAGGAUACUUAAACGGAACAGGACGGUACCAAACCGAUGUAUACGAUCGUAUUUGGUCUCCUUACACUCCAGUCUCUUGGAACUCAACAAGAACAAGUAGUUAUCUCGAUGUUUUCCAGAGCGGUUACAGGCCGCCUGAUGAAGUUAUUAAGACGGCUGCUUCACCGAAAAACAUUGAUGAUCCGUUGGAAAUGUUCUGGACAUCAGAGGAUCCAAAUGCUCGGUUCUACGCAUAUCUUUACUUCGCGGAGCUCGAAAAGCUGGAGAGGGGAGAGAGUAGAAAGAUCAAGAUUAUGUGGAAUGGUUCCCCUGUUUCCGAAUCUCCUGUCGUUCCUUCUUCAAUGUAUUCGAUGACUUUCUCUAAUUCAAGAGCUUUCACUGGUAAAGAUCACUGGAUCUCUGUUCAGAAGGCAGCAGACUCAACGCUUCCACCAAUUCUCAAUGCUAUCGAGAUUUUCACGGCACAGUCUCUUGAUGAGUUUUCAACUGCAGUUGAAGACGUUCACGCGAUAGAAAACAUAAAAGCAACAUAUAAAGUGAAAAAGGUUUGGAGUGGUGAUCCUUGCUCCCCAAGACUGUACCCUUGGGAAGGUAUUGGAUGCAGCUACGGUAACCCUAAUCAUCGAAUCAAGUCCUUGAAUCUUAGCUCAAGCGGGUUACAAGGACCAAUAGUCUUGGCAUUUAGAGAUCUCUCCCUUCUUGAGUCAUUGGAUUUAUCGAACAACGACCUACAGCAAAACGUGCCUGAGUUUUUGGCUGAUCUAAAGCAUUUGAAAAUUCUGAAUUUGAAAGGAAAUCACUUCACUGGGUUUAUCCCAAAAUCUCUUAUGAAAAAAUUUAAGGACGGUAUACUUGCACUAAGUGCGGAUGACCAAAACAUUUGUAAGUCACGUUCAUGUCAAGACAAGAAGAAGAACAACAUGGUUGUUCCAAUAGCUGUAGCGACAUCAGUGAUCGUUCUCCUUGUGGUCUUGGUUAUUAUAUGGAUCAUACUAAGGCAAAGAAAGCGAGCAUCCCGCGUUUCCAAAGAAUUCCAAGUCGAGGCGGAGCUUCUUUUGACAGUCCAUCACAGGAACUUAGCCUCGUUUGUUGGAUACUGCGAUGAUGAACGCAGUAUAGCUCUCAUCUAUGAGUACAUGGCUAAUGGCAACUUGCAAGAGUAUCUUUCAAGCGAGAACGCAGGGGAUCUUAGCUGGGAAAAGAGACUCCAUAUAGCCAUAGACUCUGCCCAAGGUUGAUACUACAGGACGUUUAUGCUGAACGAGAAGAGCGACGUGUACAGUUUCGGGGUCGUCCUUCUUGAACUCAUCACUGGCCAGCGAGCCAUCGUGAAAACCGAAGACGGGGACAAAAUCAGCGUCGUACACUUCGUCGAGCCUAUCUUCGAGACCGGAGAACUUGAUGGCGUCGUGGACCCGCUGCUUCGCGGCGAUUUCUCAUCUGACUCAGCAUGGAAAUUUGUGGAGGUGGCAAUGUCGUGCGUGAGAGACAGAGGGUACACCAGACCAACGAUGAACCAGAUCGUGUCUGAGCUGCAACAGUGUUUAGCCGCUGAGCUGGCUCGUGAGCCAUGAUGAGAAGGAGGAAGUGGUAAUAGAGAUUACGGAGAAGUAGACCAAAAAUUAAUUAUCAAAAGAGGUUUGACCAUUUCUGCUUUUUUUGUGUGUGUGUUUAUAUAUAAUUGAUUUUUAAUUUCUGAAAGGGUUCUUAGGCAAUUUUUUUAAUUUUUAGUUUGAAAAUUUGCUGGUGUUUUCGUUUCGGUGAAAAUAUAUAGUAAGAUUCAAUUUUUUUUUUUUUUUGUAUAUGCUCUUUCUGUCAACCCUAACAAUCGUUCAUUGGUGUACUGUUGAAACUUGAAAGUUAU
Molecule: messenger RNA, 2640 nt
Organism: Thlaspi arvense
Lineage: Eukaryota; Viridiplantae; Streptophyta; Magnoliopsida; Brassicales; Brassicaceae
Source: the annotation of a GenBank genome assembly